Messenger RNA from Ascochyta rabiei, 1542 nucleotides. RefSeq lists its product as uncharacterized. NCBI's taxonomy places the organism in Eukaryota, Fungi, Ascomycota, Dothideomycetes, Pleosporales, Didymellaceae. The transcript has 2 exons. The record is from RefSeq and is a predicted model, not a curated record. The coding region runs from base 1 to 1542 and encodes 513 amino acids.
AUGAACCGCCACGCCACCACCACCACCACCACAACAAGCCACACAGCAGGCUAUGCUGACAACGAAACGCAUCUCGACGUGCUCGUCAUCGGCGCAGGCAUUUCUGGCGUCAACGCCGCCUACCGCGUACAAACCGAAUUGCCCACCUCUUCGUACGCCGUGCUCGAAGGCCGCCACGAGCUCGGCGGCACCUGGUCGCAGUUCAAGUACCCUGGCGUGCGCUCCGACUCGGACCUUCACACGCUGGGCUUCAAGUUCAACCCAUGGAAGGCGCGGAAUCCGAUUGCCACCGGCGACAACAUCCUCGCAUAUCUGCAGGAGACGGUGCAGAAGUUCGACAUUGCACCGCGCAUCCGCUACAACAGCAAAGUCGCCUCGGCCGACUGGCGCUCCGAGCAGCAGCGAUGGCAGGUGCAAGUCGACGUUGGCCGCGGCGAGGGCGAGAAGAAACGAGUCGUGUACUGGGCCAAGUGGAUGAUUCUCGGCACCGGCUACUACAGCUAUGAGAAGCCCAUGUUUGCACACAUCCCCGGGCUCGCAGACAACUUCAAGGGCCAGACGAUCCAUCCGCAGUUUUGGCCCGAGGAUCUGGACUACAAGGGCAAGAAGGUCGUGGUUAUUGGGAGCGGCGCCACCGCUAUUACGCUGCUUCCUGCGCUGGUCGACGGCGGGGUCGGCCAUGUCACGCAGUUGCAGAGAAGCCCGUCGUACAUCAUGGGACUGCCGCAGCCAGGCAACAACUCGACGCCGCCGCUCUGGCAGAGGUUGCUGCCGCAGUGGAUGGUGCUGAAGUGGAAGCGCUUCCAGUUUACACUUGUCCCAAUCCUGCUCUACUAUUUCUGCAUCCACUUCCCCAAUCGCGCCGCCGCUUUUAUCCGGGGCGCCGCGAAAAAGCAACUCCCCCCCGACUUCCCCAUCGACCCACACUUCAAGCCAGGAUACAACCCGUGGGAACAGCGUCUGUGUCUGUGCCCAGACGGCGACUUUUUCAAAUGCUUCAACAGCGGACAAGCCAGCAUCGUAACCGACACCAUCAAGUCCGUCGUCAGCGAUGGUAUCCUUUUGAACAGCGGCGAGAAGCUCGACGCAGACAUCAUCAUCACGGCCACCGGGCUGAACCUGCGGUUCCUGGGCGGUAUCGAUCUGGCCGUCGACGGCAAAAAAGUCGACGUACCCAGCGAGUACAUGUGGCGCUUCGCCAUGCUCUCCAACGUGCCCAACAUGGGCCAGAUCAUCGGCUACUGGAACGCCUCAUGGACGCUGGGCUCCGACACUGCAUCACGCCUCUUCACGCGCGUAAUCAAACACAUGAAUGAAAACGGAUACACGGCUGCCAUCCCCUCCAUCUCCGAGGAAGAGAAGAAGGACCCUCUGAACAUCAGCCCCUUGAGCAGUACCUACGUCAAGAGCAGUCUGAGCAAGAUGCCAAAGUGUGGAAACUCGGGACCCUGGACGCCGAGGGAGUAUUACUUCAAGGAUAGCUGGAAGGCGGAGCAUUGCGAUUUGAACGAGGGGAUGCGCUUUGAGAAGGUUAGCACGUGA